Molecule: messenger RNA, 696 nt
Organism: Protopolystoma xenopodis
Lineage: Eukaryota; Metazoa; Platyhelminthes; Monogenea; Polystomatidea; Polystomatidae
Source: the annotation of a GenBank genome assembly
AUGUCUUUUUUUCCGUUUUCUCGGCCGCUCCAUUCCAGAUUGUCGGUCCACAUUCGAGUACGCCUCAAUCUGGCCGUCUCGACUGCGGUUUUAUGUGGCCUCUGGUCGGGAGGACAGACAGACGACCUGUACGUGCGUUCAGUUGCUGGUAGAACUGGUAUUUUCGAGGAUGGUGGAGUGUUCGUAUGUCUUGUUUCAUCUCGAGAGAGAUGUAAAGUAUGGGAAGGUCGUCAUGAUUGUCGUUAUGACGACAAUCGCCAGACGGCGGCCAAUCGGGCGGUUCAGAGUUGCGGCUUCAACUGCCCGCCUCCUCAAGGGAUUCUACAUUUUUCCACCCAAAUUGGCAUUUGUUUGCCGGUUGAUGUGAUUUUCGUUCCCUCCAACAUUUUUGGUGCAGAGCAAGCACAGAUCGGACGAUUUGCAUUACCAAUUGCAAUGCCUCAAGGCUGGAGCCCAAAAAAGUCAGUUUAUAGCCAUUUAGACAUAAAAAAGACAUUUCGAGGAUCCACCAACCAACCUUGGAAGGCCCUGACGCUUGAGUCCGAAUCCCGCUGGGCGACCGAAUCGGACAGAGUCGACGGACAAAAGGGCGUGGAAUCGAAGGGAUUCGGGCCAGAUCUUUUAUUCCUCGUUAGAGCUAAGUCAUCCGUUCGACCUCAACUGGCCAGAUUCUUUCACAUGCUCGAGGCGGUGUAA